Messenger RNA from Fundulus heteroclitus (mummichog), 3278 nucleotides. RefSeq names its product sodium/glucose cotransporter 1. The record is from RefSeq and is a predicted model, not a curated record. Bases 46 to 2022 code for a protein of 658 amino acids. The transcript has 15 exons. Gene Ontology annotation, biological process: sodium ion transport; transmembrane transport. Gene Ontology annotation, cellular component: plasma membrane. Lineage: Eukaryota; Metazoa; Chordata; Actinopteri; Cyprinodontiformes; Fundulidae. Gene Ontology annotation, molecular function: D-glucose:sodium symporter activity.
CCAACUCCUCAAGCCUUGCUGUCCUGCACUCCCACUCUGUUCAAAAUGGCCUGGGAUUAUUUUGGAUUCUCUCGCACCUCAGGAAACACAGAAAACGUAUCCCCCACGGUGGUCCUCAACAAUGCCGCCGACAUCUCCGUUAUUGUCAUUUACUUUUUGGUUGUCUUGGCUGUGGGAGUAUGGGCUAUGGUCCGGACCAAUCGGUCCACUGUGGGUGGCUUCUUCCUCGCAGGGAGGAGUAUGGUGUGGUGGCCGAUCGGUGCAUCACUCUUUGCCAGCAACAUCGGCAGCGGCCACUUUGUAGGGAUCGCCGGUACCGCUGCGGCUGCUGGAUUAGCCAUUGGUGGUUUUGAAUGGAAUGCUCUUAUUGUUGUCGUCAUUCUAGGAUGGCUCUUUGUGCCAAUCUACAUCAAAGCCGGGGUGGUCACCAUGCCUGAGUACCUGAAAAAGAGGUUCGGAGGACAACGAAUUCGCAUCUAUCUCUCUGUGCUCUCCCUCUUCCUUUACGUCUUCACAAAGAUCUCGGCCGACAUGUUCUCUGGUGCCAUUUUCAUCCAGCAGGCUCUUGGGCUGAAUAUCUACGUUGCUGUUAUCGCACUACUGGCGAUUACUGCGCUGUACACUGUCACAGGUGGAUUGGCUGCAGUGAUAUACACAGACACCUUACAGACUAUCAUCAUGGUUAUUGGAUCCUUCAUUCUCAUGGGUUUUGCUUUUAAUGAAGUGGGGGGCUACGAAAAGUUCCAGGAAGGCUACAUGAACGCAAUUCCCUCAAUCACCGGUAACAUCAGCGCCGAGUGCUACCAGCCUCGGUCCGACGCCUUCCACAUUUUCAGGGAUCCGAUAACUGGAGACUUACCUUGGCCAGGCCUGGUGUUUGGACUCACCAUUCAGGCCACCUGGUACUGGUGCACAGAUCAGGUCAUUGUCCAGCGCUGCCUCUCAGCCAAGAAUCUCUCUCAUGUUAAAGGAGGUUGUAUUUUGUGUGGCUACCUGAAGCUGUUGCCCAUGUUUCUCAUGGUUUUUCCUGGGAUGAUAAGCAGGAUCUUGUAUGCUGAUGUGGUAGCAUGUGUGGACCCGGAAGAAUGUCAAAAAUACUGUGGAGCUAGUGUGGGAUGCACCAACAUUGCCUAUCCCAAACUGGUCGUGGAUCUUAUGCCCAACGGUCUGAGGGGUUUGAUGCUGUCGGUGAUGCUGGCCUCUCUAAUGAGCUCGCUUACCUCAAUAUUUAACAGUGCCAGUACUCUCUUCACCAUGGACAUCUAUACUAAGAUCCGUCCUCGUGCCAAAGAGAGGGAACUGAUGAUUGCUGGCAGGGUGUUUAUUGUGUUCCUGAUUGGUGUGAGCAUAGCCUGGAUCCCUGUGGUGCAGUCGGCCCAGAGUGGUCAGCUCUUUGACUACAUCCAGUCAAUCACCAGCUAUCUCACUCCACCUGUGGCUGCUGUCUUCAUGCUGGCCAUCUUUUGCAAAAGAGUUAAUGAAUCGGGUGCCUUUUAUGGACUCACAAUUGGACUGGUAAUAGGACUGUCCAGGAUGAUUACAGAGUUUAUCUACGGGACAGGAAGCUGCGUUGAGCCUAGUAACUGUCCAACCAUCAUCUGUGGAGUGCACUACCUCUACUUUGGGAUGAUUCUGUUUGUCAUCUCUUGCAUCAUCAUAGUCGGAGUCUCCCUAAUCACCAAGCCUAUCGACGACAAGCAUCUGUACCGAUUGUGCUGGAGUCUGAGGAACCGUACAGAGGAAAGAGUGGACAUUGAACCGGAUGACUGGGUUGAUGAUGACGACAGCAACGAACUGGAAGUAGAAGAAGAUGAGAAGGAACCGGGCUUCUGCAAGAAAGCAUUAAUGUGCUUCUGUGGACUGGAGCAAAAGAAAGCCCCGAAACUGAGCAAAGAGGAGGAGGCAGAGCUGAAGAGGCAGCUCACAGAUACAUCAGAGAAGCCUCUCUGGAGGAACAUUGUCAAUGCGAACGCCAUUAUUCUCCUGUGCGUGGCUGUGUUCUUUCAUGGAUACUUCGGUUAGACAAACCCCAUCAAGAUUAAGCAAUCCUGGAUACUGUAAUUUAUAUUUAAGCCUCAAGGUUUUGUAUGGAUUUAAAAUAUGACCAAACCAUUAGCACUUAACCCCGGGAAUAGUAUACUGCAAUCUCCUAACGGUACUUUAUUAUUCCUCCUGUGCAAUUUGAUCUCACACAGGACACAAACUAUAUUUUUCUCCAAGCCUUUACCAUAUAAGUGAACUUUUCCUGGUAUGUUUCGCCUGAAGUAAACCAGUAAACCACAGAGUAACAUAUUAACGCAUCAAACUUGUUAGGAGGCCUAAAUACUCACACAUUUGUUCUCACUUCCGCGUAUCACAUUUGUAGAUAUUCCUGGAUGAACUGAACACAUUCUUGUUUGUGUGUCAUUUUGUUGUUUAUGUAAAAAAGAGAGUAGUGCUGUUGUUGAGAACAGCUCAUAACUGUGUCUUCAGUUUUGCUUCUUUUUAUCUUCACAUGAAGGUUACGCAUAAAAUAAUGCAAGUGAAAAUUUAGGAUUUUGUUUAAAAUCAAGAUUUGUAUUGUAAUAUUGCACACGUACACCUGAUGGUAAUUCUUUCUAACUACAGUGCCUUAUCUCUGAUGACAAAAAAACAUAAACACUUCUUUAUUUUCAUAAGUUUACAUACAAUUGUUGUAUUUUUUUGCCUAAGGCUGCAUUAAGUCAUUGUGAAAAAGGAACAACAAGACAAAAAAAAAACAUAAUAUCUAGAAAAAGCUUGUAAUAUUUAACUAGUGAAGGACAAACAAGAUGGUUGUAAAAUUCCCUCAGUAUGGGUGGGUGUGCUACCUCAUUCAUCAGCUUCAGCUGGGUUUCCUCAUUAUGUGUGUUUCAAGUCCAUGAGUGUGAUAACUUCUUACAUCCAUGCUUACAACCUAACUGCGUGUUGUUUUAGGUGUUAAUGAAUAAAGCUAUCUCAGGGAAAGAGGGUUAGGAAUUACUCGAAGCACUCAAACGCUCUUUUUGCCUCCACCUAGAGGUCUAAAAUCAUUUGUAAGCAAAAAUUUAAAAUACAUUUUCUCUGUCUGUUUUGCACUAAAAUUUCUGCCUAGGUAAUAGUAACUUAAGUUAAAAAACAAAAACAAAAAGAACUUUUAUCCGGAAAAAAAUAAAUGCAUACUUGCUUCAUUUUUAUGUCAAAAUGACAUUUUAUGUCUCUUGGAAUAAGAUACAAGGCAUUAUCUUGUUUUUAUAAGUGACUCUCUGGUUAAUGUACACUUAUUAAAUGAUACCAGGAUG